AUGGCAAAAAGAAGCUCAAAAGACUACAGAAGGACCAGGUCAAUCAAGGUUAUUAUGAGUGCUAGGGACCAGGAACUACCCAAGAGAAAGGUCUAUGACUUAAGAGACUACACAGAGUCCACUGCUGCUGAAAAAUUCGAUUCAAAUUACGCCCAAGGUGUCCCCAUCGGUAUAGAUUUUGGUGGUUCAAGAAUAAGAGCUGGCUUAACAUCUGUUCAAGAACCUGCUCAUAAUUAUGCUAAUUUAAUAUCAAAAUAUAGAGAUAGAAAGCUAAACAAGACAUUGACUUAUAUAGGGAAUGAUGUUUUUUUGGAUCCUUCUAUUAAAAACCAGGCUAAAUCUCCAUAUGAUGGUUCUUUUAUAACAAAUUGGGAUUAUGUUGAAACUAUAUUAGAUUAUACUUUUAAUCAUAUAGGCGUUAACUCUUCGGGUGGUGUUAAUAAUCCAAUCAUUUUGACAGAAAAACCAGCUGCUCCUUUAUUACAGAGGAAAAAUUUUUAUGAAUUAUUAUAUGAAACUUAUAAUGUCCCCCAGGUUGCUAUUGGUAUAGAUUCAUUAUUUUCUUAUUAUCAAAAUAAUGGUGUAAAUGGUCUUGUUAUAGGUACUGGUCAUGAACAUACACAUGUAAUCCCCGUGCUGAAAGGUCAAGGUUUACUAAAUGAAACUAAGAGAAUCAAUUGGGGUGGUCAACAAGCUUCAAAUUAUCUUGGUUCUUUAUUACAAUUAAAAUAUCCUUAUUUCCCAACAAAGAUAAAUAAUUAUCAAAUUGACAAUUUAGUUAAAGAUUAUUGUUAUGUUUCUAAGAAUUAUGAACAAGAAUUAUCCACUGCACUAGAUUUAGAUAUCUUGGAAAAAACUGAUAUAAUUGCAGAAGCUCCAUUUACUGAAGUUAUUCAACAACAAAAAACUGAAGAAGAAUUAGCUCGUCAAGCUGAAAAAAGAAAAGAAAGUGGUAGAAGAUUACAAGAACAAGCUCAACAGAAAAGAUUAGAAAAAUUAAUUCAAAAAGAACAAGAAUUUGAAUAUUAUACAAAUUUAAAAGAAAAAUUAUCAACUUUAAAUAAAAAACUUACUCAAUCAACUUUAAAAGAAGAAGGUUUCACUGGUGAAGAUGAUUUUAAUAAAUAUAUUGAAAAUUUAGAUAAAUCUUUGAAAAAGGCAAGAAAACAAGAUGUUGGUGAAGAUAAUGGUGAAGAUGAUCAACAACCUCCUUCAUUCCCAUUAGUAGAAAUCGCAGAUGAAGAAUUAAAUGAAGAACAAAUUAAAGAAAAAAGAAAACAACGUUUACUCAAGGCAAAUUAUGAUGCACGUCAAAGAGCUAAAAGAGAAAAAGAAGAAGAAAAAUUAAGAUUAUUAGAAGAACAAAAAAAAGAUGAUGAAUGGAGAGAAUCAAAUUUAAAUGAAUGGAUCCAGGAUAGAAGAUUAAAAUUAUCCAAAAUAUUUGAAGCUCGUAAAGAACGUCAAAAAUUAAAAGAAGCUUUAAAUGAUAGAAAAUCUCAUGCUGCACAAAUUCGUAUGAAAAAUAUUGCAUCUUUAGCAUCAGAUGAAAAUUCAACAAGUGGUGGUGGUUCAUCAAAAAGAAAAAGAGGUGCUGCUACAAUAGAUAAAGAUCCAAAUGAUACUUUUGGUGCAAAUGAUGAUGAUUGGGCUAUAUAUAGAGAUAUUGCAAAUGUUGAUGAUGAAGAAGCUUUGGAAGAAGAAGAAGCAAAUUUGGUAAAAAUUGAAAAAGAAUUAUUAGAAUAUGAUCCAAAUUUUACUAUAGAAGAUACUUUAGAUGCUCAAUAUGAUUGGAGGAAAAGUAUAACACAUUUAUUCCUUAGAGGGCCAAGACCUUUUAAUUCUGAAGAUUCUCAUGAACAACAUCAAAUUCAUUUAAAUGUUGAAAGAAUUAGAAUCCCUGAAGUUUUAUUCCAACCAAGCAUUGCAGGUGUUGAUCAAGCUGGUAUUAUUGAAGUUGGGGAAAGUAUUUUAUUAAAUAGAUUAUCGGGUAAAGGUUUUUCAGGUGAUAGUUAUGAUGCUCUUCAAGAUAUUUUCAUUACAGGUGGUCAAGCACAUUUUCAAAAUUUUGAAGAAAGAUUAUUUAAUGAAUAUAAAUCAUUUUUACCUGCUGAUUCUCCAUUAAAUGUUAGAACUGCCCAGGAUCCAAUAAAUGAUUCUUGGAAAGGGAUUGCUAAAUGGGUUAAAUCAGGUCAAGCUGAAAAUGCUUAUUUAAGUAAACAAGAUUAUGAAGAAAUGGGUGCUGAUUAUAUUAAAGAACAUAAUUUAGGUAAUGUUAAUGUCUUGGAACAUUGA
This is a messenger RNA of Hansenula ciferrii, 2292 nucleotides long. RefSeq names its product actin-related protein ARP5 (gene ARP5). The coding region runs from base 1 to 2292 and encodes 763 amino acids. Gene Ontology annotation, cellular component: cytoplasm; Ino80 complex. NCBI's taxonomy places the organism in Eukaryota, Fungi, Ascomycota, Saccharomycetes, Phaffomycetales, Wickerhamomycetaceae. The transcript has a single exon. Gene Ontology annotation, biological process: regulation of DNA-templated transcription. The record is from RefSeq and is a predicted model, not a curated record.